AUGGCUGCUCGUCCCCAGAACAUCGGUAUCAAGGCCAUUGAGGUCUACUUCCCCACCCAGUGUGUCGACCAAGUCGAGCUGGAGAAGUACGAUGGCGUCUCCGCCGGAAAAUACACCAUCGGUCUCGGCCAGACCAAGAUGAGCUUCUGCGAUGACCGCGAGGAUAUCUACUCCAUGUCCCUCACCGUCCUCUCCUCCCUCAUGAAGAAGUACAACAUCGACCCCAACUCCGUGGGAAGACUCGAGGUUGGCACUGAGACCCUUCUGGACAAGUCCAAGUCCGUGAAGUCUGUUCUGAUGCAGCUGUUUGCUCCCCACGGAAACACCAACAUCGAGGGUGUUGACAACGUCAAUGCUUGUUACGGUGGUACCAACGCUGUUUUCAACAGCAUCAACUGGCUCGAGUCCUCCGCCUGGGAUGGCCGUGAUGCCGUUGUCGUCUGCGGUGAUAUUGCUCUCUAUGCCGCUGGUGCUGCCCGCCCCACUGGUGGUGCUGGCUGUGUCGCCAUGGUCAUCGGACCCGACGCCCCUAUCGUCUUCGAGGCCGGUCUCCGUGCCUCCUACAUCACCCACGCCUACGACUUCUACAAGCCCGACCUUACCAGCGAGUACCCCGUUGUUGAUGGCCACUACUCCCUCCGCUGCUACACCGAGGCUGUUGAUGCCUGCUACAAGGCCUACGAUGCCCGCGAGAAGACACUGAAGGCCCAGACCAACGGCACCAACGGCACCAACGGUGCUAUCGACGAGUCCCUGUCCCCUCUGGACCGUUUCGACUACAUCCUGUUCCACGCCCCCACCUGCAAGCUCGUUCAGAAGUCCUACGCCCGUAUGCUCUACAACGACUACUUGGCCACCCCUCGCACCCCGCUUUCGCCGAGGUUGCUCCCGAGCUCCUCUCUGACCGACAAGGUCGUUGAGAAGACCUUCAUGGGUCUCACCAAGAAGCGCUUCGCUGAGCGUGUCAACCCUGGUCUUCAGGUCGCUACCCAGUGUGGUAACAUGUACACUGCCACCGUCUACGGCGGUCUCGCCAGUCUGCUCAGCUACGUCGCUUUCGACCCCAAGGAGGUCAAGCGCAUCGGUCUGUUCAGCUACGGUUCCGGUCUUGCCAGCUCUCUGUUUAGCGCCAAGAUUGUCGGCGAUGUCUCCUACAUGGUCGAGAAGCUCGACCUUCAGAAGCGUCUCGAGGCCCGCACUAUUCUCGAGCCUGCUGCUUACGAUGCUAUGUGCACCCUCCGUGAGCACGCUCACCUGAAGAAGGAUUUCAAGCCUGCUGGCAAGGUCGAGACCAUCCAGUCCGGUGUCUACUACCUGACUGAGGUGGACGACAUGUUCCGCCGCAAGUACGAGAUCAAGGCUUAA
This is a messenger RNA of Penicillium paradoxum, 1365 nucleotides long. It is a transcript of the gene erg13, whose product is annotated as hydroxymethylglutaryl-CoA synthase. Gene Ontology annotation, molecular function: hydroxymethylglutaryl-CoA synthase activity. Gene Ontology annotation, biological process: acetyl-CoA metabolic process; ergosterol biosynthetic process. NCBI's taxonomy places the organism in Eukaryota, Fungi, Ascomycota, Eurotiomycetes, Eurotiales, Aspergillaceae. The record is from RefSeq and is a predicted model, not a curated record. The transcript is spliced from 4 exons. The coding region runs from base 1 to 1365 and encodes 454 amino acids.